AGACCUUAACGCUGUUUUACAUUUUAUAUGGUCCUGUAAUAAUACUGUACGAUAAACAACACACAAGAAUGCAACCAAAACAAAACAAGCGAAGGCCUAGAACUAGCAAAACAUCAAUAGUAUGAUAGUUUAUAAACAAAAACAGUUACGUCUUCUGAACUGGCUUUUGCUUGCGCUUCGGAAGGAAUUCAUUAUGAUCAUUUUGAAUUCCAUCAUUGUCAACGUGAUUUGUCAUUGCAAUCCGCAUCACAAUCCAGGGUAGGCCUCUUAUGCUCAUCAGUUUACACGCAUCACUCAUAUUGAUAUUGUUGCUAAAUAAAUAUUUAUAUUUAGCACUGAAAUCUCUGACAAAGGGAAAUACGAAACUGUAAAUCAAUUAGAAAGUAGGUAACGAGCUGCAGUUGUUGUCGGCUGAUUAUGUGGGAUUUGAACUCCGGAACGGGAAAUUAAACAAAUUUUGACUUUAACUUGAAAAGAGGAGAAUCCCUCGUUCGAAGUUCACUCUUCGACGUGAUUUGCGAAUGUAAACACACUGGCGCACUUGCAUUACGGGCUUACGAACUCAUCUUGAACACGGAUUUGUUUUGUUUAUGUCUCUAGAAUAUCAUUUCAAACAGAGUCCGUAGGCCUAGCGUUGCUGUUGGAUUUCUGGAAUUCCUGAAAUGAAAGCCAGGGAUUGAUUACAGCCUAACAAGCUAGGUCGUUUUCAGUAAUAUGUUUCGUCAACUCAUACCCUCGGAUCGUCCCCUUUAGGCAAAUGUGUUGACACCUGGUCUAUUUUCGUACGACGGUACGUCAAAAAGAACCGCAGACGACUUCGAAGAUGAUUGUCAUUCGCUAGUAUAUUUUAAUUGGUCAGUGAAUUAUUCCAACCAUUCACUAAUGUAGUGCAAUGGAAUGGUGUAUGGUUGUUUUUAGUCAUGAAACGAAGCGGAAAAUGUUGAUCAGAACUUAGGGCUUGUGAUCGUUCAAAGGCGAACGAUUCUUGCAAAAUUUCAGCUGUUACCGUCGGAGGAGACAUACGACUGUGGAGUGAUUGCAUGCAUGGAUAGGAAGUUAAUAUAGUUGGCGUUUGGAAUGCAGAGGCUUCGUCGUAUCCUAAAAUUAGUUUGGAUGACCUUAUAAAAAGGAAUAGAUAAUCUUCAACUGAUUAGUUCAUCGUAUAAACAAGACCUGAAGUUGUUCGCGGUAAAUUGCUUGGAAACAUUUCCUAAAAGCUGCACCUGAAUAUAUUAAGAUGACAAGCUGUGAUGAUGUCAGUUACCCAUCAGCCUACCUGGAGGCGGUCCGUCCUGAGAACCGACUAGCUGACCCUAAUACUGAACUAACAUCUAUUUGCUACCCUGUUUUCGAAGGAGAUCAGAACAGGAAUCUAACUAGGCCUACUAAAAACGGAGACCCGAGAAGCCUUUCACAAUUUGUAUGUAACGACGAUAAUGAAGGUAUUCCGGCGGUAAAUCAAGAAAGAGGCACCACUGAUGUCGUAGAGAGAAUAGUUAUUGCUUCAGGUGUAGACUCCAUCAAAGCCGUUCCGUACAGGUCCAUUGACGGACAAAUCUCCGACGACAGUACAAAAUCCCACCCAUUCUCGAGCAGUGAACAUUGCCCUAUGACCGAAGAAUGUGACAGCGUCGGAUCCAGCGACGACGGCGACGAACAGCGGAAAAUAUCGUUUGAUUUAGAAUUACAAAGUAAUUUCUCCCAAGUAAAUGAUAAUUUCGUCCCAGCGAUAUCUGACGACUGUCAUCCAAAUUUGGGAUUGAAUAAUUUGAUUUUACUUAAUGGUAAACGAGACACUGAUUCAAAUUCCUUGCUAGUGGAUAUUGACGCCAACCAUAAAGAAAUAUCGUAUUUAGAAAAUGGAAUUCUAGAGGCGUACGAUAAUUUCGACGAUACGGAGUACGAUUUAGCAUUUAUAGACGAUUCCUCUGAUACGCUCGACCUUCCAGUUUUACUCAAACAAGAUUUAGUAUCGUUGCAGGAGGGUUUAUUUGGUAGAGGGGAGCUUGAUAUUGUAUUAUCAGACGAUGCGCAAGAGCAACAACUUUUGGAGACGAGGAAUCGAGCACGCGAGGCUGCGUUCACCGCGGAGCUUGAACAAAGAGGGCAGCAUAGAUCGCUUUACGCAACGUACGGCGACCUGAGUCAGCUCGCUAUUGAUUCGCAUGAGAAUGGAACAGACGAUGAUGAAGAUGAAUUAAUAUGCCGGGCCCAUCAGCUAGCUGCGCUACAUAGUAAUUCAUCCACAAUAUCCACAGCACAUCCGUCGAAUAGCCGGGCGUUACAAUCGAUUUUACUAGCAGGCAAUGAAAUACAUGCGUACGUUGGUAGCGACAGAAGGAGACAAAAUCAGCAUGCAGUACUCACUAAAUCUAGGAGUUUAGACGAUCCUUUUUGUGACAAUUCUGGAAUACGUAUUUCUCCUUUAAAUUCCACACAGAGGGGCGUAAUAUUAGUGGAGAGUUCCAACGACGAGCAAGUGGUCGACGAAAAAGGCGUGGACAAGGUGAGUAACCCGUCCGUAUCAUGCAAAGACACAAAUGAAAAUAUAGAGACUAAUAUGGCUACUGUUGAGCCAGAUAUUAAGGAGGAGAAUGUUGAACCUAAGGUGGAGAAAGAUUCUGAAAGUAACUUGAAAGAAAAUGCUGGAAAUAAUAUGGAGGCGGAAAAUGAAAAUACAUCAGAAAGCGCAAAGAAUAAGGUAGAUAUAAAAUGCUACGAUGAUGCAGUAAUUGAUGAAAACACACCCAGCUCUGCAGAUAAUGUGGAUCAAUGUGAUGAAGAGACGAAGGAAGAACAACAGUCACUCAGAAUUGAUAUCAAUACACAGAUAUCAAAUAUGGACGAUAGACACCAGUUAAUGAGUAAUCAGCUAAUAGAAUUUGCAGACAACAAAUCUAUCAAAGAAAACGAAUCAUUUAUGAAAUUUCUUGAGGAAUUACGCUCGCAUUUAGCAUGUUCUCGUUCCUUAAUGAAUGACCUCGUAGAGGUAAACUCUAACCUAGAGAGGAAGAAUAUAGAAACUGCACAGGAACUAGAGGAGGCACAAGAUCGGUUUCGAGAAGGAGAUGUCAACGACUUCAGAGACCUACAGAAGGAAUUAGAACAGGCGUCUAGAAAUUGUAGAAUCAUGCAAUUUAAGCUGCGGAAAGCGGAGAAGAAGUUAGAGGAGGAUGCAUUGGGAAAGAGUGAUGGUAAUGGUAAAAGUAAACCUAAAACACCAGACCUUCCUGAUGGCGACCCUACCAAGGAUAAAAUACGCGAUCUUAACCAACAGCUUGCCGUUGCAAAAGAUGUAUCUGUUCGUCUGCAUCAAGAAUUGGAAAUGAUUGAAGAUAAAAGAACCAAAUUAGACGAAGAAAAUCAGCUAUAUCGGAAGAGACUUGAAGAUUCUGAUAGCACUAAGCAACAACUAAAACGGGACCUCGAAAAAAUGAGAACGGAGUUGUAUCGCAAAGAAGUAAGUGUUCCACGUUGUAUUGUUUAGAUGUUGUUAGCUUUCUUCGCAUGUUUCUCGUGUAAUCAUAUUCUACAUUAUCAAGUCAACAUUACAUUAUAGUCGCAGCAGAAACGAUCACUUAUUACAAAUUUAAUGUAUUCCAUAGAAUUUAGAUUGUCAUUCACUUGGGUGUGACACCCUGUUGUCAUUCCAAGAGCAUUCUCUCUUUCUGCAUCCUGAUUUUUCAUAUGUUCUUUUUAAAUUAUGUAUUCCUAUUUUUUUUUAUGUUGAAAAUUUCAAAAAUAUUUUCAAAUUUUCAAUAAGUAAUAUAUAUAAAUAUGAAGUUAAUCUAAUUGUGUAUAUAUUUGAUCAUUUGGUCUACUAUUUAUAUUUCAUUUCUCCUUGCUCCACUCCUUUGAAAAUAUAUUUCUGAAUUAACACUGAACUUAAUGGUAUAGACAUCCAACUAUUUGUAUUUCCAUGUAUUUCAUGCACUUUUCAUUUUCAUAUCAAUGCCAAUUUUUAUGCAUUGUGAAGUAAAUAAAACAGUGAAUGAGAUUCCUGCCGGGAAUUAUAGUCACGACGCCGUGUUAGGUGGGGUUUUCCUGAAUAACAUAACUCCAGCCCUUAAGGGAAUUAUUAUUUCAUUAUAUAUGCUAACUAUACUGUAUUAGCCUACAUAAUGAAUUAGCUGAAGUACAGGUAGGUUGUAUAAAAUGGUAAUAAUAUAGGUUACGUAAACCUACAUACAGACACUAUACACGUUAAUGGAGAGACAACAAUAAAAUGCUAAACAAUAGACAUGUAAAUGAUGCUUACGUGAUUAUAAUAUUAGGCCAAAUACUCUCGUAGUAUAAAAUGGUUUUAUAACAAUACUCUGGCGUAAACUGAUCAAUUAUUAGAUACCGUAAUUAUCAUAUCAUGACAUGAAAUACUGUUCGAUUUGAAUAAUCAAGGAGUAAGCCAGGCUGGGGAAUUUAGUUGAACCUGUUGAAAAUAUUGUAAAAGCUAUUCAGUCACUAGGCCUAGACUAGAUUGCUGGUCUCGCUGAUACUCUCUGUCAAUCAAUGAAAAAUAACAUAGAACUGGUGAUUAGCGUUAUUUAGAGUUUAACGACUUUAGACCUGGUUAUUAUCAAUGGCUACAGAUUGUGUCUGACAAUAAUUGCAAUCAUGACAGGUCAUAACCAAGUCGGAUAAAGUUACGUCAUAAUUUACUUUUUUCUAUCGGUUUGUAUUGAAGGGAUCGUCUUAGAGUGUACAGUCCCCUUAUUAUGAGGUUGAUUUAUUACAAAAUUGAAUCGAAUUGAUGUAGCUCAUAACCAAUACUAGAAUGUUUUUGAUAAUAUAUUUCUCACUUUUUUUUUUCUAAUAAAAUCUUUAAAUUUUUGUAUAAGCCUGUUUUUUUGUCCUAGCAAGUCCGAUUUAGAUUAGGCCUUUUUGAGCGAAUUGGAAAUUAUGUCACGGAAUGAUUGAAAUUUCUCAACUCAACCAAAAUUCUUAUACGAAAUCACAAAAACACUUCCUUCGAAAUAUAAAGUCAUGUGCUAUGAAUGUAGGCCAAUUAAUAUAUCCCACGUUAUAAAACUAUAUAAUAAUUUUAAAAAAAAGAAAAGAAAAGGGAAAAUAAAGAGCUAGGCCUACAUGCCCUUCAUUGUAAAAAAGUAUUUAUGAAUGGAAAAGGUAAGAUGAUUAUUUUUGUAACGGCAAUGUGUUUAUUUCCCGAACGAUUGUCUUUCAGUUAGUUUGCUUGUUUUACACAUAGUUCUAGAGUUAAAUUUUGUUGAAAAAACUUAAAAGCCUUACCAAACAUUGAGGGCGUUGUAUGACUUUUAACCUAGAGUAAUUCUGUCGAAAUUAAUUUCCGUUAUGUUUUGUGUCAACUGAAAAUGCAUUGCAUUCUUUUCCCUCAUUUCACACGACAGAAGACGUUUCAUGUAAGCGUUUCAAGUUUCUCAAAUAUUUGUAUUUAUAUACCUUAAAAAAGCUCCAAUGAUAUUGUUUCCACAAUUGUAGCAUUACAGGCGUCAUCAUUUCUCUGUGGUUGGAUGAGGCAACGCGUCCUUGGGAAAUAGAGUGUUGCACCAUGUACGUGUAGCACGAAGCUAAUUCUAAUAAAAUGCCAAAUCAAACCUACUG
This is a messenger RNA of Anneissia japonica, 5577 nucleotides long. RefSeq names its product myosin-10-like. Lineage: Eukaryota; Metazoa; Echinodermata; Crinoidea; Comatulida; Comatulidae. The transcript is spliced from 2 exons. The record is from RefSeq and is a predicted model, not a curated record. The coding region runs from base 1238 to 3487 and encodes 749 amino acids.